Messenger RNA from Trichoplax adhaerens, 1086 nucleotides. RefSeq lists its product as uncharacterized. The transcript is spliced from 13 exons. The record is from RefSeq and is a predicted model, not a curated record. Gene Ontology annotation, cellular component: membrane; intracellular membrane-bounded organelle; cytosol. The annotation marks the transcript as partial. Gene Ontology annotation, molecular function: sterol binding. Lineage: Eukaryota; Metazoa; Placozoa; Uniplacotomia; Trichoplacea; Trichoplacidae.
AGUUUGAUUCGUUCAGCAAUUGGUAAAGAAUUAUGGCGUGUUACAAUGCCAAUUCACUUUAACGAGCCAUUGUCUCUGAUGCAGAGAAUCUGUGAAGAUUUAGAAUACGCAUACUUACUGAAUCAAGCUGCUGAAUGCAAAGACUCUAUGAGACGUCUAGCGUUGGUUACAGCUUUUGCCGUCUCGCCUUUCUCUACAACGAUUGGAAGGUAUAGUAAACCAUUCAAUCCGCUACUUGGUGAAACGUUUGAGCUUAUCGAUGAUAACUUGGAUUAUUGUUGUUUCUGUGAACAGGUUAGCCAUCAUCCACCAGUCUUAGCUAUGUAUUGUGAAGGAAGAACCUGGAAAUUAUGGCAAGAAUAUAAGUUUGAUUCUAAAUUUCGUGGACAAUUUCUACGCUUAUCGCCUACUGGAGAUGUCCAUGUUAAAUUCAAAGAUAAUCAACACCACUAUUCGUGGAAUAGACCAGAUACUAUUGUACAUAACUUACUUAUAGGAUCUAUGUGGGUUGAUCAGGAUGGAAUUGCUAAAAUUACUAAUUAUCAAACGCAAGAAAUCUCUCUUAUGGUUUAUGAUUCAUGGAAUAAAGCCGGAAGAAGUUACAAGAAUGUAAAAUGUAAAGUUAGAGAUGCAAAAGAUAAGAUUAAAUUUGAAUUAAAUGGAGCGUGGGAUUCCUAUUUAGAUUGCACCUCGGUAUCAGGUAUAUAUUCACAUAUGAAAACUGAACGUCUUUGGACUAUAGGAGAGAGACCGGCGGCAUCUACCAGAAUGUAUGGAUUCACACGUUUUGCGAUGAAACUUAAUCAAUUGCAGGAAGGUGUUUGCCCCACGGAUAGUAGGUGCAGACCUGAUCAAAGGCUAAUGGAAGAGGGAAAGAUACUGGAAGCUUCUAAAGAGAAGCAUAGACUUGAAGAAAAGCAGCGUGCUGUCCGUCGGUAUCGUGCAAAUGAAAAGAUAGAGUACAAGCCCAGGUGGUUCGUUAUGAAGAAAGAUCCAGAUACCAAUGAAUAUUACCACAUGUAUGCUGGAGGAUACUGGAAAGCCAGAUUAGAUGGAAACUUUAUAGAUAUUCCGGAAAUAUUUUAA